This is a messenger RNA of Tympanuchus pallidicinctus (lesser prairie-chicken), 1800 nucleotides long. It is a transcript of the gene DRAM2, whose product is annotated as DNA damage regulated autophagy modulator 2. The coding region runs from base 812 to 1561 and encodes 249 amino acids. Gene Ontology annotation, cellular component: lysosome. Gene Ontology annotation, biological process: photoreceptor cell maintenance; regulation of autophagy. The record is from RefSeq and is a predicted model, not a curated record. Lineage: Eukaryota; Metazoa; Chordata; Aves; Galliformes; Phasianidae. The transcript has 8 exons.
AGGUUUUAGAAAACAAUCCUGAAGAGAGAGGCUGCCCAUGGCCGUGAUAUCAUCAGUUGGCAGAGGGCCUCGCUGGAAAAAAAGCAGGAGGCUGAGUGUGUUUUACUCCUUGCUGUUGAAAACAAUAGGACAGGAUGAGGCACUAAUCAUAAUUAAUUGCAGGGCUGGCCAGCAGGUCUGCCUCUGCACAGCAUCCUGCAGCUGUACAGUGAGCUCAGCAGAGCUCUCACAUUGCAACCAGCUGCCACGCUGCUCUGUGCACCUGACCACAUGCAAAUGGUGGUGAUUUGUGUGCAGGGCAUUGCCUCCAGCUGUGGGGUGGGAUGGGUCAUGGGGAUACCCACAGUAAUCAGUUGGGAACAGUUUAAUUGCACUGGAACGAUUUUAAUUCCUUUGGAACAGUCGCUUUCAGGUUUCUGCUGGAAAGCUUCUCAUCUCAAGUUAAACCCCUCUAUAGACAAGUUAUAUGAAUCCAAAAGUCUUCAACCUGUUCUCCUGCAUUGCUGUCCCACCAUACAGGUGCUUCACUUCUUAAACCACUUAAGAAUAGAAAAAACAUUGAGUCAAGCCAAAGGUGCACCUACCCAGAAUCCUGUGGCAGUGCCUAACAGAAGAUGCUAAGAAAGAGACUAGUGUAGAUGAAAAGAUUUAGAGUUACCUCACAUCUGGAGUGUUUUCCUUCAUAUCUCAACCAUUUAGGGGAAAAUGAAGUGGAUGGGGAGCUUCACCAGAAGGAUGACUCUGGAUUCCUCUUGAGGAAUUCAUUCAACAUCCUUAUUCUCAGUGUUCGGAGUUGGAAGUCAGCCCUGAAAUGUGGUGGUUUCAGCAAGGCCUCUCUUUCUUGCCCGUGGCUUUGGUUGUUUGGUCAGCAGCAACAUUUGUGUUUUCAUACAUCACUGCAAUCGUCCUCCACCAUGUUGACCCUCUGGUGCCCUACAUCAGUGAUACAGGGACAAUACCUCCUGAGAGAUGCUUAUUUGGGAUCAUGUUAAAUGUUUCAUCUUUCCUGGACAAAUCCAGGAUCAUCAAGCUUAAUAAGAUUGGCCUUAUGCUGGGACUGAUGAGCUGCUUUGGACUUUGCAUCAUUGCAAAUUUCCAGAAAUGUGUUCUGUAUUACAUCCACGUGGUCGGAGCCUGCCUGACAUUUGGAGUGGGAGCCAUUUAUAUGCUGGUUCAGACCAUCCUCUCCUACUUGAUGCAGCCAGAAGUUCACAGCAAAGACAUCUUUUUGAUUAGACUGACCGUGCUGCUCUGGUGCUGCUCAAGCAUUGCAAGCAUGUUUGUUUCCUCAGUUGUCUUAUACAGUGGCCUGUAUGGAACAGAUCUUGUGCAAAAGUUGCACUGGGACCCCCAGGAAAAAGGCUACACGGCUCACAUUGUCAGUACUGCCUCCGAGUGGUCAUUAGCAUUCUCCUUCCUCAGCUUUUUCCUCACCUAUAUUCGUGAUUUUCAGAAAAUUUCCCUGCGUGCAGUUGCCAGCUUGCAUGGACAAACCCUUUAUAACACACCACAGAGCUUUGCGACUGAUGAGCAGAGGCUGCUGACAGCAGGGAGCAUCUAAUGAAGGCAAAGAGAACGAGUUCUCUGCACAACUCAGGAAUGUAAUAGCAAUAACAGUUCAUACUUCUAAGCGUUUAUUUCAUAUAUAAAAGAAAAAUGAAGUGAUUGUAUUCUACUUGACACAAAGGGCUUUGCUUUUAACCCACGAAGCAAUGCAACGUUAUCAGUAUUGAACACAAGCCUGUAACAUUUCUACACAUGCUAAUGUCAUGAAAGAAUUAAAUGAAGGUUAUUAAAAGA